UCGAGGCAAGAAAAGUGGAGAAUGUUUUCUCCAGCAUAUCAUGAUCAGGUAUAUUUUCACCACAUAAUUUCAACUGAGAAAUAAUUUUAAACAUGGCAGAAUUAUACGCACAAAUAGAUUUAAAAUCUUGUAGCCUUAAAUGGAUCCAAUCAAAACGUGCUUGUUGAAGCACAACCAUCUUCAGGUGGUCAUAUCUAUCUUUCAAAUUAUGCCACAACAUAAGAGGAUCUUUAACAGUGAGAUAUUCCAUUUUCAAGAUCUCAUCAAGGUGAUGGCGGAAUCAUUGUCUUGGCAUGGUCUUGAUUCGAUGCCUGAUUUUUACCGUUGAUGGUGUCUGCCAGACUCAUCGCAUCAAGAUCAAGAUGAAUUUCGCCAUCAAGAACCCAAGACAGGUUGCCAGAUAUAUCUAAGACAACAAAUUCACGUUUAGAAAGAUUUGCUGUUAAUUAAGAAAAAGAAAGUCAAUACAUUCGAGGCCUUCAGAGUAUUUGCUCGAGAUGACAGAGUCUCGUGCUGAUAAUGUGUUAUAAAAUAAAGGCAGUAAAAGUAAAUACACCAAAGAUAAUUAAAGAGGCUGAUAUAUUAUUCAACCUUUAACUUAAGAGAUAUUUCAUUGUCUAUAUAAUUUCUACAAAUGGACCUCCUAUUUAUAGGAGGAAUAUAGGAAUUGUUUUGGGCCCAAGUAACCAAGUAUACAAAAUGGACGACCAUAUUAUUUACAACAUGUAUAUGAUAUUUGUUAUUGAAUUAUUUGAAAUAUAUAUUUAUUAAUUUGCCUGUUUUGAUAAUUUUUUGGAAUUAAAAAAAGAACCUUUCAUAUUGCCAAAAAUUACUCACGGUUAAGCGUCUAUGCUACAACUACAAGUAAAAAAUAGCAGUAGAUCCUUUCAAAUCUUCCAUUUCAAAAGCACACGGAUCGCAAUCCGUGUCAUCCCUCUAACCCAAAUCUUCACCGUUCCUAAAAAUCAAAUCCUACGGUCUACAACUCCAUAUUCUAACCCGCCGAAAACUUUCCCCAAAAUUUCAAAUUUUCCUCCCCAAACAAAUCUCUAAAAAAAUCCCCCCCAAAACAUCCCUCAAACCUAUAUAUACACAUCUCUCUUUUGCACCAAUAUUUUUUUUUUUUUUUUGCUAUCAUUCAAACUUGUAUCAAUGGCAAGAACAAAGCAAACAGCACGAAAAUCGACAGGAGGAAAAGCACCAAGAAAACAAUUAGCAACAAAAGUCACAAGGAAAUCAGCACCAGCUACUGGAGGAGUGAAGAAACCUCACCAUUUCCGUCGUGGAACUGUUGCUCUUCGUGAGAUCCGUAAGUACCAGAAGAGUACUGAGCUUUUAAUCAUAAAGUUACCGUUUCAAAGACUUGUUAGAGAAAUAGCACAUGAUUUCAAGACUGAUUUGAGGUUCCAGAGUAGUGCUGUGGCUGCACUUCAAGAAGUAGCUGAGGCGUAUUUGGUGGGUUUAUUUGAGGAUACUAAUUUGUGUGCGAUUCAUGCUAAGAGGGUGACCAUUAUGCCUAAGGAUAUUCAGUUGGCUAGGCGUAUUAGGGGUGAAAGGGCUUAAUUAAUUUGUUGUUCUGGAUUAGUGUUGUAAUGUUCAUGGUGAAAGUGGGAGAUAGGUGGGUUUAAUUGUUUUUGCUUGAAUUGUAAUGUAACUUUUGGAAAUGAAAAUCAAAGUUCCUCAACUCUCUUGUUUUCAUGUAUGAUUAAAUUUGAUUCUAUUCAUGUAGAAUGACACAAAGUAUCAUCCGUUGAAGCAUCUAUUAGUUUCUUCCACUCGUUUGAUUGAUUCUUCUAUAUUUUUAUUUGUUUUUCUAGUUAUUCGAUAUGUCCAAACGCUGCAUAACAAUAGUCCUUCAAUCUAAAUCAGAAUAAAAAAAGCAAAAUACUCCCUUUGGUCCAAAUAAUU
Messenger RNA from Lycium barbarum (goji berry), 1908 nucleotides. Its product is annotated as histone H3.2-like. The coding region runs from base 1153 to 1563 and encodes 136 amino acids. The record is from RefSeq and is a predicted model, not a curated record. Lineage: Eukaryota; Viridiplantae; Streptophyta; Magnoliopsida; Solanales; Solanaceae. Gene Ontology annotation, cellular component: nucleosome. The transcript has a single exon. Gene Ontology annotation, molecular function: protein heterodimerization activity; DNA binding; structural constituent of chromatin.